Micropterus dolomieu (smallmouth bass) is the source of this 5954-nucleotide messenger RNA. RefSeq names its product microtubule associated monooxygenase, calponin and LIM domain containing 2b (gene mical2b). Bases 130 to 4614 code for a protein of 1494 amino acids. The record is from RefSeq and is a predicted model, not a curated record. Lineage: Eukaryota; Metazoa; Chordata; Actinopteri; Centrarchiformes; Centrarchidae. The transcript is spliced from 31 exons. Gene Ontology annotation, molecular function: FAD binding; protein binding.
CUAAGCAUGUCGGCACACAGCACAUCAUAGGAGUUGACAGCGUGGAAGGACAGAACAGGGAAAAAGAAGCAGGAAAGGAAGAAGACAGAGUGUUGGGAGGAGAUUGGACAGUUUUUACUCCAAGAGCAGAUGGGUGAGACAGAGGAUGAGCGUACUGCGCAGGCCAGCGUGCUCUUUGAGAACUUUUUCCAGGCGUCUACCUGUAAAGGGACUCUGCAGGCCUUCAGCAUCCUCUGCAGGCAACUGGAGCUGGAUCCUCUGGACUACAGCAACUUCUACCGCUCACUGAAGGCUGCAGUCAGCACCUGGAAGGUCAAGGCCCUGUGGACCAAACUGGACAAAAGGGCGCAGCACAAGGUCUACAACCAGAAUAAAGCCUGUCAGGGCACCAGGUGUCUGGUGAUUGGCGGGGGUCCUUGUGGUCUGCGGACAGCCAUCGAACUGGCCCUGUUGGGCUGUAAAGUGGUGGUAAUCGAGAAGAGAGACACCUUCUCUAGGAACAACGUUCUCCACCUCUGGCCCUUCACCAUCCAUGACCUCAGGGGCCUUGGAGCCAAGAAGUUCUAUGGAAAGUUCUGUGCCGGCGCCAUCGACCACAUCAGUAUCCGCCAGCUCCAGCUGAUGCUGCUGAAAGUGAGUCUGAUACUGGGAGUGGAGAUUCAUGUCAAAGUGGAGUUUGUCAAACUUGUGGAGCCGCCAGCGGAGCAGACUGACGACAGUCGUGGUUGGCAAGCAGAGGUCCGGCCCUCCAGCCAUCCUGUCUCGGACUUUGAUUUCGAUGUCGUGAUUGGAGCCGAUGGACGCAAAAACACAUUAGACGGUUUCGGUCGCAAAGAGUUUCGAGGGAAGUUGGCUAUCGCCAUCACAGCUAACUUUGUCAACAGGAACACCACAGCAGAGGCCAAAGUGGAGGAGAUCAGUGGUGUGGCCUUCAUCUUUAACCAGAAGUUCUUUCUAGAACUCAGGGAGGAGACAGGAAUUGACUUGGAGAACAUAGUUUACUACAAAGACAACACACACUACUUUGUCAUGACGGCGAAGAAGCAGAGUCUCCUGGACAAAGGGGUUAUCAUAAAUGACUACAUUGAAACAGAGCGACUGCUGAGCCCUGACAACGUAAACCAGGAAGCAUUGCUUUCCUACGCCCGUGAGGCAGCUGACUUCGGCACAAACUACCAGCUGCCGUCCCUGGACUACGCCAUCAACCACUACGGGCAGCCGGAUGUAGCCAUGUUUGACUUCACCAGCAUGUACGCCUCAGAGAACGCCGCCUUGAUCAGGGAGAAGCACGGACAUCAGCUACUGGUCGCACUGGUGGGAGACAGUCUGCUUGAGCCCUUCUGGCCAAUGGGCACUGGUUGUGCUCGGGGUUUUCUGGCAGCCUUCGACACUGCUUGGAUGGUGAGGGGCUGGACGCAGGGCAGGAGCCCUCUGGAGAUCCUGGCUGAGAGGGAGAGUAUCUACCGGCUGCUGCCUCAAACCACCACAGAAAACAUCAGUAAAAACUUUGAACAGUACGCCAUUGACCCUGCCACCCGCUACCCCAACCUCAACUCCAGCUGUGUACGCCCACACCAGGUGCGUCACCUGUUCAUUGAUGGCCAACAGGACUCGGGUCACCUGGAAAGAGGAGGACCCACAAGCAGAUCAGCGAACUUGUCCAGAAGAGAGUCUGAUGUGCGUCCUGGCCGGCUGCUGACGUGGUGUCAGAAGCAGACUCAGGGCUACAGGGGGGUUGAUGUCACCAACCUCACAUCUUCCUGGAGGAACGGCCUGGCCCUCUGCGCUCUCAUUCACCACCAGAGGCCUGAGCUCAUUGACUAUGACUCUCUGAACGAGGAGGACGUGGCGGGGAACAACCAGUUGGCCUUUGAUGUGGCUGAGCGACAGUUUGGCAUCCAGCCGGUGAUGAGAGGAAAGGAGAUGGAUGCGGAGGCUGAACCAGACAAGCUGCUGAUGGUUCUCUACCUCUCCAAAUUCUACGAGGCCUUCAGGAACGCCCCGGGGAACGAGAACGGUUCAAGAGAACCAGAUGAGAACAGUAAAGAAUAUCUAGCUAAAACCAACCACAGACUGCUGAACCAGGCCCAGCCCAGGAAGAGGAUACCCAGGGAUGACAAGAAACUGGAAGACGAUUCUGUCAACAAGAGACGGCGAAAGGGGAACCACUACCUCACAGAGUUGUCUUGUCACAGUGCACCCCCUGCUGCUGAGGACGGGGAGCUGCGGGAGAACAAGGUCCGCUCAAUGGCAACUCAGCUGCUGGCCAAGUUUGAGGAGAACUCCUCGACCGCAAAGACAGGCAGCAAGUCUGAUGGAGACUCAUGCGAUCCAUCCUUUUCUCCUCCUCUGUCUCCUUCCACCACCCCACUUCCUCUCUCAGAGGAGGAGGCGGAUGAGGAGGAGGCGGAUGAGGAGGAGGCGGAUGAGGAGGAGGCGAGAGAAAACCCCCGUUUUGCAAAGCCCAAGGACAUCCCCCCCCCUCCUCCUCUGCCUCAUCCUCGCCCCAAGUGGCAGUGUGUGAUGCGGAAGGACUUCGGCGGCAGUGACAUCUGCCACUUCUGCACCAAGAGGGUGUACGUAAUGGAGAGACUGAGCACUGAGGGCUACUUCUUCCACCGCGAGUGUUUCCGUUGUGAUGUCUGUAACUGCACCCUCCGUCUGGGAGGGCAUGCCUUCGACUCGCAGGAGGCGAAAUUCUACUGCAAGAUGCAUUAUGCUCAGCGCCAGUCCAGCAAUCAUGUGGGGAGGCUCAGAAGGAGAAUGGAAGACCAGAGCCAUGUCACACCCACGUCGCUGAAUGGUGGAAACUACUCAGCCACGAGCAGCGUCCAGAUCCAACCCCCAGGUGAGGCGUCAAGCUUUCAUUCAGAGCAGCUUGGUAAAGGUCAGAAAACUGUCCCUGAAGACACAGAGAUGGCUGUUGAAGCUCUGGAUGCUUCCUGCAUAGUCAAACCUACAGCGCAAGAUACUACAGGGGCCAAGGGCUCAAGCCACGACAGUACCAAAGAUCACGGUAACACCAAACAGAAUCAUCGAUGGAAACGAAAGAUCAAAGCGACCUUCCCUCUGAUCUUCAUCAAGCGCUUCCAGAGAAGCUGGCCGCAGGACAAAGAGGGACCAGAGACUGUCCCUGAAUCUGAGUCUGACUUUGAAGAGAUCACUUCAGCAGAAAAACAAACUAACUCCGACAGCAGUUCCAAGACAUCAGCAGACACCCAGAAUCCCCAAGAGGGAAGUGAGGAGACUGAAGAGCCCUCAGCUACGAUAAAGACAGUCUGCAACGUGUCCAGCCCAAAGAAACGCUUGAUGUUAUCUCUUUCUGAGAAAGAGAAGCUUCUGAACUGGGACGUGCUGGCCACACCAGAGGAAAUUAACAUCAACACCAAAAACACACAUCAACAUGAAGACCAGGUACAAGCAGAGACGGAAGAAGAUAAGCCUCAGACAGACUCGGGCCAGGAUGGGGAACCAUCCCAAAGCCAAGCCUCUCCCUCUUCCCCGUCAGCCUUACAGCUUAUAGCCAACGCCUUCAGGAGGACAUUUAGUGUGACCAAUCCCUCCAGCAGCUCCAACACUGCAGUCACAAUGAGGAACAAACGUGACAGAUCCCGCAAACAGAGGCCCAUGUCAGAAGGAGAUUUCAACUUUAGCUCCCUCUUCAGCAGCGUGGGUUCAGAGCCAGGCAAUCGUGAAGCUCAGUGGGCGUCUGUAGGGGGCGAUCCGUGGGGUGCCGGGCGGGACCUGCCCUCUCUCUUGCAGCAGGUGUCCCUAAAGGGCCGUAGAGACUCUGGAGGGGUGUUCUCUGACAACAUGGCUUCGUUUCCCCGCCGUAGGGUCAAUUUGUUCUCAUCCCUAAGGCUGAGGAAAAGGCAGGGGUCAGAGAGCGAGGGGCAGGAGCAGGAGGUGCAAAAGGAAAUCAGGACAAUACUCACCAACCUCAGAAACAAAGCCUCUAGUCAACAGAAUGUGGAAGAGCCUUCCUCUAGUGACGAUGAAAAUGAGAACCUGACAUCCAAUCAGAAGCUAUGUACAGAGAGACAGAGGAGGAGGCAGGAGAAGACGGUGGCCCAGCAGGCUAAAAGAGAAGAGCUGAAGAGGCUUCACAGAGCUCAGGCCAUCCAAAGACAACUGGAGGAGGUCGCUGAGAAACAGAGAGACCUAGAGGAGAGAGGAGUGGCUAUAGAAAAGAUCAUAAGAGGAGAAACAGAAUCAUCUCAGACUGAUGACAGUGACGAGGGCCAGCUCUAUCAGUCCUGGUUUAAACUCGUUCUGGAGAACAACAGAUUGGCUCGCUAUGAGUCCGAGCUCAUGAUCUUUGCUCAGGAGCUUGAACUGCAGGACACACAGAGCCGACUGCAGCAAGAUCUGCGGUGCAGAAUGGCAGUAGAAGAUACAAAGAAGAGUGCGUCUGAGCUGCAGGAGGAGCAGGAGGUCCUGUCAGAGAUCAUGAGGACAGUGGAGAAGCGAGACAUGUUGGUCUCUAUACUGGAGGAGCAGAGGCUGAAGGAGAGGGCUGAGGACAAGGACCUGGAGAGCCUCUUGCUCACCAAGGGCUACGAGUUUCACUGGAACCAGGCGGAUGACAGCUGGGCGCAGGAGAAGCUGGAGUGAAAGCUGAAUGUUGAGCACCUCAGUGGUUAAGAGCAGGAUGAUUAGUACAGGGUAGAAAAGAACUGUAAGGCGCUAUUUAAAAACAAAGAGUGACAUUUUAGCAUAAUAUUUUGUGCCCGGCUUAUUCUCAUCAAGAUAUAAAUCUAGAAAAUGUGGCGGAUGGAGAUGUCAUGAAAGUCUAGGUGUUUAUUCACCCUAAAGAAGACAGCCAGGAUUAAUCUAGUCUCAGUUUAUGCUGGAAUGCUGAGUUUAGAGAUUGAGGAAGAGUGGAAAUGGAUGCUGAGAUAAUGACUUCCCUCACAGCCAUGAGGGGUAAUAAUGUCUCUGCCAUUAAGGUUAUUUGACCUCUGUGCUGUCAGUCUGUCAUGGCCCGGGCUAACACUGACCUGAAACUGGAUGUGCAAUAUGCUUAACCACUUAUAAUAAUUGGACUGACUGCCUAAUCAACUGCUUUAUGUGGUUGCUUGCUGUGUGACAGAUUUGUCCCUACUGAAACAGAGUGUAGCCUCACUGGAGAGCACAUGGAACGAUGCAACACCUUCCCUGAAGUUUUAUUGUUCUGCACAGCGUGAUUUGUUUUAAAUGUGUCAUUAAAUGUCAGAGAUGAGCUUUAUGGAAUUCACUGUUAGUCACCUUGUAGCUAUGUGUGUGAGUGUAAGCUCUCUUAUCUAUUUUACUAUAUUUUUUCACUUUGUGCUGGAACACUGUCAAACAAAAUUAAAUUGUAUUUACACCCAGACACCAAUCCGCAUAGGAGAACUGCUGCAUAUUUGUAGUCAGCUGGGAAGAUGUACCUCUGCCAGGUAGCUGAAGACUGAAUCACAGAUCGAAACAUUCAUGCAAGUUGCACAUCUGGCCACACCACUGUCAGUGAUGUCAUAGCCCUUGUCUUCAUUAGCCAUUAAAACCAACCACCUGCUGUGAUGUCACUGAUGGGGUCAUGGCCAGAGUUACAUCCCUCCAAUGUUAUCUGCUCUUUCUAUUUCAGAGAGGAUUUCCCCUCUGACUGCUGUCAGCUGAACUGUGAUUGUGUCAUUUUGGUUUUAACCUAGUGUAUGGGCUGUGAGUGAAAAUGACAGGCUUACCUCCCUCAUGAGAAAAUGAAUAAUGUGUUUACAUGAGUUUUAAUCCCAGGUCAAGGACCCACACACUCAUUUGGUCCCUGAGCUUUAUAUGUUAUGUUCGUGUAUGUUGUAAAUUAACAAACACUAAAUUCAGAAUAAGUUAUGUUUUCAUGAUAAAAACUGUAAAUUGUGUUAUGUUUCUAUAUGUUUUGGUUUUAUGCCACUUCAAGUUUAAAUGGAAAAUAUCUUCAAUAAAAAUGUACUGUAAAAUUGUGA